AUGACCACCAACCAGCCAGUUUCGGCAGUGCUUCUCGCUAUCCCUGACCUUCCUGAGUCCCGCCGUGCGAAGAAGAGAGAGCUUGACCGACGCGCCCAGCGAGCUGCUCGCGAGCGGAACAAGAAUCGCAUUGCCUAUCUCGAGGCGACUAUCCAGGCUAUGAGUGAGAAUGAGCAAAACGGAAAGAUUGCCGGCCUCAUGAGCCAACUGUCAGACAUGACGAGACAGAGAGACAAUCUAGUCAGAACACUCUCCUCAAUGGAGACAACCAUCCAAAUAGACCGAGAAAUAAAUGAAGUUGAAGACCCGCCUAUGGAUCAGGCCACCCAAACCCUGAGUUCACCUUCGCAAAGCCAAAAUUGGUUGAGCGGAUGCAGGGUAUCAGACGCAUUUAGCCUGGACAUGGCGGACGUAGCUGUCGAGUUUUCCACCCCUGGCACCAUGACUAUGGCCUGGAGCCUGCCGGUGCAUGAUACAGCCGGUAGCGGUAUUGCAACAGAGACGGACCUACCCACAUACGUUCCCGCCCAAUCUUCUCUGACUCUAGCAAGGCACCCUAGCAUUCAGCCUUUGCCCAACCCCCUUCUGUCUCACAGUGGAGGUAGCAGUGUCAUCCUGCCGGAACCGGGUGCUGUCUGCGAGUGCUCGUUCUCAAUACAAGACCCUGAGAGCCCUAUAGCGUUCACCAAAAGCAUCUGGCGAUCGGCGAACGAAGCCCUUAGCGGUUGCGAUAUGUUACAGGAGUAUGUUAAGCAUGGAAGAGCGAUGGUUGACGAUUUUCCACCACGAGUCAUUAUUGAAGGUUGGGAGGCCGUUGAGCGUUUAAGGGAGUUACCGCCUCUAUGUGAGAGACUUCGACGGAUCGACACCCUUCAGUUCAGCAACUGUCCGGAUACCGAGCGGCUAGCAAUCCUGGGAUGA
Molecule: messenger RNA, 921 nt
Organism: Colletotrichum spaethianum
Lineage: Eukaryota; Fungi; Ascomycota; Sordariomycetes; Glomerellales; Glomerellaceae
Exons: 1
Coding region: 1-921 (306 amino acids)
Source: RefSeq, a predicted model, not a curated record